UCGUCGAGUGCGGACGCUGUUCCAGUCCGGCUUUUCCACUUUGGAUUCGGACCCGAGAAAAACCGCGGCAACUGUUGGUCUACCGGACGAAAAGUCUGUGCGAGUCUGGGAUUUUUGAUUAGAUUUUCGUCCCAAUCGAACUGUUGUCGUCGACCUAGCGUUGUUGAAACGUUCCGUUGUGGGUAAUUUGUUUUGACGUGGUGUGUUUAGUGUACUGAAGAAUUUGACGUAUUUUUGCCAGCCAGAGCCUAGGGCUGCGUGGGAAGGCAAAUUGCCGUUUUGAGCGUUUUUGGCCUAAUCGUCGUCGUCUUCUUUCUCACUUGGCGUUGGGAUCGAAGAAAUUGUUCCAGCGAGGAUGAUGGAAUCUCGCGCGGUUUAAAGUGCAAAUUUACCAACCAUCGCUCAAAAUCCAAUGGAAGGGAAGAAAGCAAUUUGUUCCUGGUUGCUGGUUCCGAAGAUAAUGAUUCAGAUUUAAGUGCUUCUUAACCUGUGACCGGAUUGGGAUGAAGAUGGCGAUGGUGUACGCCGAUUUCGGGCGCGGCUAAUGUUUUGUUAAUGAAAUGAUCGCGUAGUGAAGGAAAAGGGAAGAAGAUUUCCACGUGGCAGCCUGUAUAGGCUGAAUCGAGGCUCAUCGGCCAUCAAAGCCCUGGAAUAAUGGAGUUAUAAAGUUGAUUCGAGAGUAAAAUAUGUUGGUUGUAAAAGUGGAUGAGUUCAAUUGAUUUUUAAGUACGCUUAUUGCGAGGAACGAGCUUGGUGCGAGGGGGGUUUUGAGUGACAUCCGGUUUACAACACCAAUCAAAGAGGACUUAAGGAAGGAAGUGGAAGCAACUCCCAAGAGAGACAUUCGCCCAACAACUUCCGUGUUCCCGGAGGAGCAAAUUGAGGUUUUAAGAAGCAGCAGAUCUGGUCGGUUCGGCUGCCCAUAAGUUUUUUUUUCUGUUGCAAAGAAGAAUCCGGGCGUGUGCAAGCUGUUGUUAUUUUUUUCACUCCUUCGGGUAGAAAAAAAUUGUUGUGUGUGAGUGUGGGAUAAAAUCCGAUAUGAGAAAAGUAAUGUGUUCCACCAAAGUGCAGAGCAUAAACUGAGGCAGGUGCCGCAGCUGCGGUUAAACACUUUUUACAAUUUUAUUUUCGAUAAAACACCCACAAGAGAAAAUUGGUCUUCACAACAGCUGCUGGUUGAAAAAAAGGUAUCAACAUGGCCAAACAUGGCUCCAGGAUUUUCCGGAGAAAAAUCAAGGGAAUGUCACUCUGAAUCAUCCUCGAUGAUGGCAUCGAGAAAGGAACCUUCAUCAGCAGUCGUGAUUGUCGCAGCAUCAGAAGUAGCUAGGAAGUUACUUGAAAAUCGGAAACCAGAAGCAAACGCAGAAACAGCAGGAGUAUAAUGCAAGGCGUCGAGGAACGCGUCUUGGAAUGGUUACACUUUGUCUAUCACAACGACUCUUCCAUUUCCCCUGUCCUCAACACCACCGAAUUCCGGCGACGUCUGUUCGCAAUCCUCGACUACAACCUGACCAGUCCUGUUAUGAACGGUUCGAUCAAAAUGUACCGGCAUGCCUUUGAGUUCCAGAACAUUUCCGAGCACAACAUCACGCACGAGUAUGUCAACGAUUUCCUGGAGAAGCUUUUCCAAUCGCUGAACCGGAUCAAUCGGUCCGGAAUUGGCGGAGAUGGCGACGGAUGGGGCGGAUUUGAUGACCCGGACAAUGCCAAUUGUAGCGACUACUGCAAGGGAACGGUGCGAGAUGUGAUGCUGGACUAUAAAACCCUUCACGGAUACAUUGCACUGGUGAUUUGCGUGUUCGGAACCAUCGCUAACAUCCUGAACAUUGUCGUGCUGACGCGCAAAGAGAUGAGCAAAAUCCCAAUCAACCGCAUCCUGAAGUGGCUUUCCGUAACCGACAUGUUUGUCAUGAUGGAAUACAUCCCGUUCGCGUUCUACAUGUACUCGAUACUGCCAGAUCGACAAGAUUACCCGUACUCGUGGGCUGUCUACCUGAUGUUUCACAUGCACUUCACCCAAAUCCUGCACACGAUAUCCAUCCUCUUGACAGUGAUGCUGGCGGUUUGGCGGUACAUUGCCAUCAAACAUCCGCACGGCUCAUUGGCAACGUAUGCCCAGUCCAACUACGGCCACGCCAUCCUGUUCUGCUACAUCCUGGCCCCGAUCCUCUGCAUGCCGACGUACUUUGUCUUCUCCAUCCGGCAGACGCGCAUCUUCAAGGAUGACACCCACGUCAUGCUGUACCAUUUGGAUGCCAACGAGCACACUUCGGUCUACCGCUACAACUUCUGGAUUCAUUCGGUGAUCAUCAAGCUGCUCCCAUGUGUGGUACUAACGCUGAUCAGCUGCGUGCUGAUCCGUGUGCUGUGGAAGGCUAGCCAGCGGAGGCAAAAGCUGAAGCAGGGAACCCACUACGUUACCAAGAACGGAUCGACUCCGGCCGAUGCGUCUACGCCAAGCCAUGCCCUGUCAGCCGCCAGUCACAAUAAUGUGAGCCACGUGGGGACACCGGCAACGGCCGUUAGCAAUGGGAGCAGACACCCAAAAACGGAUCGUCGCGCCGACCGAACCACCACCCUUUUGGUAGCGGUGCUGCUUCUGUUCCUGUGCACCGAAUUCCCCCAGGGUAUCCUGGGUCUGCUGAGUGGCACCCUGGAGAAGUGUUUCUUCAAGCGCUGCUAUGCCCUGUUCGGCGAAGUGAUGGACCUGCUUGCCUUAAUCAACGCCGCCAUCGGUUUCGUACUGUACGGCCUUAUGUCGAAACAGUUCCGCACCAGUUUCAAGUCGGUUUUUUGCAAAACUCCAACCCAUAGGAUCGAGAUGACUCGAAUGACCGGUAUCAAUACGACCUGCGUUUGAAAGGUUGCUUUCUAGAGAUUUUUUAGAAAACGAAUUUAAAACGACAAUUCUAGCAACCAUGUAACAUAGUAGGCUAUAAGUGGAAUUACACAGGUUGAUCCAUAAUUAUUCCAAGCUGUCGGUCAUCGGAUGAUUCUAGAAACAAUUUUUGGCACACAUCAUUCAAGUAGUAACCAAAUUAGGUAACCAUUUCAGAAAUUUUCUAGUAGAAUUAAAUUCACGCAUCAGCACAAAAAAGAAGAAAAAAACACUUUUAUCAAAUUUUCGACCGUCAACAAAUUAAGAUCUAAAAUUAAUCUAGAAUCAAUCACCCCAAGGUUUUUGCUUGGGUUGGAGUUGUGAUUUCAUGAAAUUUACUGUGUAAAUAGUAACCAAUCGCGGAGCUUCGAAGAAUUAAGUGUUAGAGUUAGUCGAGAAGAUUUGAUCUUACCAUACACUCGAGCCAUUCCAUGGCGUUCACAGAGAGUCUAAAAACCCCCACCUCCCCUCGUAAUCGUAUGCGUACAAGAGCCCAGACGCCAUACGACGAAAGCAUUAGAACGACAGAGUAACAGCUGGAAAAGGAAGGAAGUUUUGUGAAAAAUUUAAAGAAAUACAUGGACCAACCGCUCAAAAUAUCUGUGAACGACACCCUGGAAUGGUUCACUGUGCUUCAGGAAACUAUUUAGAAGAAAAUAAACUAUAGUUGUUGAACACGAGUUCCGUAUAAAGAUUGUUGUAUUUAUAAGAGAUUCUAAUUUCGAAGAUAAGAGGUGAGAGAAAAAUAAACAAACGAAUUUUGACACCCACGGAUUUGCUACACUCAAACGGUACAAAUAAAAAAAAUCUCCCGUCAAAUAAGCCCAAUUGAUCUUUCGAUAUUCCUAUAUAAGU
This is a messenger RNA of Uranotaenia lowii, 3733 nucleotides long. Its product is annotated as G-protein coupled receptor dmsr-1. Gene Ontology annotation, molecular function: G protein-coupled peptide receptor activity. The transcript has 9 exons. Bases 1382 to 2860 code for a protein of 492 amino acids. Gene Ontology annotation, biological process: G protein-coupled receptor signaling pathway. The record is from RefSeq and is a predicted model, not a curated record. Gene Ontology annotation, cellular component: membrane. NCBI's taxonomy places the organism in Eukaryota, Metazoa, Arthropoda, Insecta, Diptera, Culicidae.